Molecule: messenger RNA, 2076 nt
Organism: Carcharodon carcharias (great white shark)
Lineage: Eukaryota; Metazoa; Chordata; Chondrichthyes; Lamniformes; Lamnidae
Gene: camlg
Product: calcium modulating ligand
Exons: 4
Coding region: 102-977 (291 amino acids)
Biological process (GO): tail-anchored membrane protein insertion into ER membrane
Cellular component (GO): GET complex
Source: RefSeq, a predicted model, not a curated record
UUCAGUCCCUGACAACUCGGCCUCAGUGCUGAGGCCUCCUGGCGCCACAUCAUCAGAGUGCGCCGGCGGGCUCCACCCGUCUGUCCUUGUCAGCGGGAGGGAUGGAGAGCGGCGGCGAGGAGCAGCAGCAACAGCAGAGGAAGAAAAUGACCUCGGAGCGGAGAAGAGCCGAGCUCCGACGGAGGAAGCUGCUGCUGAACUCGGAGGAGCGGCUGAACCGAAUCAUGGGUUUCAGCAAGAGCGGGGCGGAGGAGAACCGGACAGAGUCUCUUCCACCAUAUGAACUGGAGAAAACCGUGUCACUGCAGAACUCAGGCCUUUCCAAAAGAACUCCAGGAAUUCCAAAUGAAACUGCUGAUGGCUCAGUGACAUCCAUUCAUUAUACCAAUGGAACAGAGCUUCAAGGGCCCUAUUCUGCAGACAGGAGAGACUCGCUGAAUAAAAUUAAUGAGGCUGACAAUGAUUUGGGGCAAGGAAGCCGUAACCUAGGUAAACCAGAUGUGCCGGUAGAGCAGACCCAGCGUGCUCCACGUCAUGGUAUUGAGCAGUAUAUAUCACGAUUCGACGAAGCGAUGAAACUUAGAAAUCAACUGAUGAGUGAGAAGUCUGGUCAUGAGAAUGGAGGUGGGGGUGAAGAGUUUGGUACAUUCCGUGUUUUCCGAUUAGUGGGGAGUGCUCUGCUAGCCUUACUGGUUAGAGUCUUUGUAUGCAAAUACCUGGCCAUUUUUGCCCCAUUUCUGACUCUUCAACUUGCAUACAUGGGCUUGUCAAAGUACUUUCCGAAGAGUGAAAAGAAGGUAAAGACGACCGUAUUGACUGCUGCCCUGCUUCUGUCAGGAAUCCCUGCUGAGGUCAUCAAUCGUUCCAUGGAUACGUAUGGGAAAAUGGGAGACGUGUUUGCAGAUCUCUGUGUCUAUUUUUUCACCUUUAUCUUUUCUCAUGAAGUAAUUAUUUUUAUUGGUGUUGAUUUGCCUUGACGUCAUUGGUUUGGGAAGGGGAAGGAAACAACAAUAGUCAAGCUUUGUUUCAUCUAACUUUGCAAUUUUCACUGUGCCAUUCUUCAGUCUUAAUGGGCACUGGAUCUUUCAGGCUGUCGCAGGCUCUCAAGUUCUUUCUGAAUCAACCUGUCCAGAAAUAAUUGAAAGGAAAAUGAUGUUUACAGACAAAAAUUUCAAUUCUUCACAUUGGUGUUCCUUAACCAAGAACAUCAAGAAAUACUUUCCUUUAAUUUAGUAUGCAGAGUUUGACAUCAAAUGACGCAUUAGUAGUCUUAGAAAGCUGUGUCAAAAUGUGGAAAAAGUCACACGUUUGUGUCUGUAUAUACAUGCAUAUAUAUCUGUGUAUGCUUAUAAGCCAUCUAUAGUACAAAAGUGCUGUAACUCAAAUUACAGAUGUGCAACAAAAAAAAUUAGCUUUUUUAUUUUUAAAAGUUCACAUUACUAUUAGCUGAAUGCUAUUAUAGCCUACUUGUCAGACAUCUGGCUGUACUGGUUUGAUGCCAUGCUUUACCUGCAAGAAUCCACUGUCCAGGGUAUUUAUUUUUCUUUAACUGUGAUAUACUGUGAUUAAGUUAUUUGACCCAUGUUUUGUAUUUAUAUUAGGUUAUCUUAUUUGUAGACACUUGUUGGAUACUAUGCAUUUCGUGUAAGUUGUUGAAGAGCAGAGUGAACAUUUUCAUUGUGCAAUUUAAAAUUAAUUAAAAGUUAAAUGCGUAACACUUUAUAUAUUUAUUUUAAACAUUUGUGCAAAUCCAAAAAAUGUCACUGUUAUAAAAGGUUAUUUUACAACUGAAAGAUCACUCUCUGAUUUCAUCCUCAUCCAACUAUGCAGUGUUGGAAGUUAAUAAACUUUUCAUUUAUGCAAUCCAUACUUCCCUCCUUAAGAAAAGGGGCAGGAUGAACUAGUGAUGUGGAUGCAAAUUAGACACCAUUGAAUUUGUCCCCUAAAAUGUGUGUGCUUGUUUAGUAAGGCAAGGUCAUUUUCUUCUGUUUUAGUGGCUGCAAAACAUACCACCUAAUGUUUAUAAGCUCAAAUUUGGAGUAAAAUCCCAUGUUAGAUAAAUCAGGUUUCCACUGA